AUGUCUGACCUCAAGGCAACUGUCUCUGAGACGCCCAAGGGCUUCCACGUCGAAGGCUACGAGAAGAUCUCGUACGACUUCUCCUUUGUCGAUGGGGUCUUUGACACUCGUAACCCCGGCCUGGCCGAGUGCUACAAGCCGUGGGGACGCGUUCUUGCCGUUACUGACAAGAAUGUCUUCGGCCUCUACGGUGACAAGAUGGAGAAGUACUUCGCUCACUACGGCCUGACCCUGCAGGUCCACAAGACCUCCAUUGGUGAGAAGGCCAAGACGGUUGAUACCUGGUUGAGCAUUUGUGACUCAAUGACCGACUUCGGUAUCAUUCGGAAGGAACCUGUUCUUGUGGUCGGCGGUGGCCUUGUGACUGACGUCGCUGGCUUUGCCUGCGCGGCAUACCGUCGGAACACCAACUUCAUUCGCGUCCCCACUACAGUCAUUGGUCUCAUUGAUGCCAGUGUGAGCAUCAAGGUGGCCGUCAACUACGGCAACUACAAGAACAGGCUGGGUGCCUACCACGCCCCUAUCCACACCUUCCUUGACUUCACCUUCCUGCGCACUCUCCCUAUUGCACAGGUGCGAAAUGGAUUUGCAGAGCUCAUCAAGAUCUCGUCAUGCUCCCACCUCCAGGUGUUCGACUUGCUGGACAAGUUCUGCGAGCAAUUGAUAGAGCACAGGUUUGGGCGAGGGGACGGCUCCUCCGAGGAGCUCACCAGGGCGGCUGAUAUCAUCAACCGCGAGGGAAUCUACGAAAUGCUGAAGCUCGAGUCCCCUAACCUACACGAGAUUGGUCUCGACCGUGUGAUCGCGUACGGUCACACGUGGUCUCCACUCCACGAGCUCAUCCCAGAGACACCUCUGCGACACGGCCAUGCUAUUUCCAUCGACAUGGCAUAUACUGCCACACUAGCCAAUCACCGUGGGCUGCUCAGCGACGCAGCGCAUACCCGCCUGCUCACCCUGUUCUCACGCGCCGGUCUCACAAUCGACCACCCCCAGUUCGACGAGCACGUCAUAGACAAAGGAACAGCAGCCAUCCUCAAGACACGGGACGGAAAGCUGCGCCUGGCUGUCCCCAACCCCCUGGGCAGCUGCACCUUCCUGAAUGAUGUCAGUCAGGAGGAGCUACUCCUUGCGCUCAAGAAGCACAAGGACUUUGCGAAGGGCUACCCGCGUGAGGGUGCUGGUCUCGAGGCCUUCGUCGAUGGCAGCGACACCGGAUACACAGAUCUGGCAUCUGAGAACAAGAGCGUGCUUGACACUGUGGCCGAGAAUGGGGACGGGUUGAAGGCAAAGCUCGCCGCCAAGGUGGCCAAUGGCACCAACGGACACGCCAAUGGGCAUGCGAAUGGGCACACCAACGGGCACACCAAUGGUUUUACCAACGGUCACACCAAUGGCAACGGAGCCAAGGGAGUUCAGGAUUCUCACGUGGAGAGGGUUGCAAAGACGAACGGUGUUCAUUAG
Molecule: messenger RNA, 1464 nt
Organism: Diaporthe citri
Lineage: Eukaryota; Fungi; Ascomycota; Sordariomycetes; Diaporthales; Diaporthaceae
Exons: 4
Coding region: 1-1464 (487 amino acids)
Biological process (GO): antibiotic biosynthetic process
Molecular function (GO): 3-dehydroquinate synthase activity
Source: RefSeq, a predicted model, not a curated record